Athalia rosae (coleseed sawfly) is the source of this 2485-nucleotide messenger RNA. RefSeq lists its product as uncharacterized. The record is from RefSeq and is a predicted model, not a curated record. The transcript is spliced from 5 exons. NCBI's taxonomy places the organism in Eukaryota, Metazoa, Arthropoda, Insecta, Hymenoptera, Athaliidae. The coding region runs from base 185 to 2281 and encodes 698 amino acids.
AAAACAUGUACGUCUAGGGAAAGAUAUCACGACAUGCGACAUUUCGCACCACGCCCCGUCUCUGCGUGAUAUAACAGGGUGCGAAUACGUGGAGUUACAAAUAGGCAGGGGUUGGUCGAUGCAAGGAUAUACCGAAAGAAAUUCAUAAACGAGGACAGACGGCGUAUAAUUACCAUCGGUCCGGAUGACGGGUGCUACGAAACUCGGGGAUGAACAAGAAUCGUGGGCCCAGACAUUGGUGACAAUGACCCCCGAUGAAAAUGCCACUAUUCGUGCCAUGAGCGAAACAGCUGUGAUAUCGUCGGUUGGUGAAGACCCCGGCCUCCUCGGUGUGAGCGAAAUAGUCGACCGACGAACACUUCGGGCUACGAUUACACGAGAAUCUCUCAUAGACGUUCGUGAAUUGGAUGAACGAAUAUCCUACAACGAUGCCGAAUGUCAGACCUCCCUUCGGGGUGUUUUCAAAGUCGAGUUGCAUACCGAUGGUAAAAACGAGGCUACGCAAACAACUUACUCGGGAAUCAAGAUACCUUUCCGGGAUAUCGCAGAAGUAAUGAGCGGUCUACAGGGAAUGCCGACCUCAGAAAAAUCUACUCGCGUAACACAAACGAUCAUAAUUUUCGACUCGCAAACAUCAACCAGUCAUGUCGUUGCUCAAUUGGCCGAUGUCAUCUCGAGGGAAGAUCUGCAAAGAAUUGACAAUACCUUGGAACCGACAGCCGCGUCUAGCUGUGCUGUGGACCAACUUUACUACAUCCUCGAAAGGGUCUUCUGGCUUUCAGAACCCGGUUAUCAAAUGCCAAAGCCAAAAUUAAAAGACAUGGAAUCACAGACGUAUAUAAAGUGCAAUACCGAUUCGGGAAAAGUCACCCUUGAUACAGAUACUCAGACUUAUCUGAGUUGCGAACCAACGGCGUCCAACACGGAACUCCUGACGGAGUGGUCGGCGUUGAAGUCCUUCACCCAAAGCAUAAUAGAUACAUGUCUUGAGAUCGGUGUCUAUUCACGUAUAGUAGCCGAGUCAACACUCGACGAAGUUGUCGAAAGAUGCCUGAAUCAAAUCCACUUACCGUACAAAAAUGAAGCCGUGCAAACGCUGGCGCCAUGUAAGCCGCUCGAAGACAAAGAUGACGAGAUAUUGAGGAAGCUGCGCCUUGAAAUAGUUGUCGACACCCUUGAAUCAACGAUCGUCGUACUGCCGGUACUUCGGAUUAUUCUUGAAAUUGCUUGCCUGGAAAUAUGCAAGGAUGCACCGAACGUCGCUGACAGUAUCCUAAACAGAAUCCAGAGGAGCGCGGUUAUAAGAGCGGAAAGACUCGAAGCGAUCCGUCAGGAAAAAUUGACAUUCCACAAACCGAUGGACGAUAUUUUCGAUGCUAGAAGAAAACGAUUGAGCGAAUUACUAAAGAAUAACGCCACGCGAGUGACCCGGAGUUCGGCUGGUACGCAAACGGGGUUGGCCGGUGUUACGAAUAUAGCAAAAAUCAAAGAACCCAGGGAAACGAUCUGCUCCAUUUGCACACGGCAUUCAGAGUGUACGGACUGCGAUGCGAAUCUCCUCGACCAAGGCGAAUAUCGUCCUGAUAAAAACGUUCCUACGAAAAUACUCAGAACUCAGGACAUAUUGAUGACGUACAAUCCCUGCUAUGUAGUGGCAACGCCUUCUGAAAUACGGAUGAGACAAUUCCCCGCGACACCAGUCAGGCGUAACAGAUCACAUCUACUCCCUUCGUCCAGGCCUGCAACACCUCUCACUCGAGCUUCAAGUCCACCAGCGAGUUUUGAUUCUAAUUCAUCUUGUGUGAAAUUUGAAAGACAUUCCGAUUUCAUUUCUCCAAGAUGUACAAGGUCACGCUCUUGUGCACAAGCUGCGGGAUCGUUGGAUGACUGGAGUAAAGUGGUGGAAGAUACCUCUUCGAUUGGUCAUGCGUGGUCUGUACCUGGGUCUAGCAUUGCUGAAAAUAAAUCGAUCGGCUCUAGUCUAUCCGGGGUAUCGUUCUCACGUAGCUCCGGCAAUCCUAAUGGCAGAGAUUGCGGAAGAUCUUGCCGCGAUCUACCCCUAUCUGGAGCAAAGGCUCUCCGAAUCCUGAAAGAAGUUUUCAAUCGCAGCGAAGGGUCGUGCAGCGAUUUCGAUCCCGACGACAAGGACAUCCCGCGGAGUACCGAUGUGAACGCUGUAAACGAACCGGACUCGCAUUUGAUCCCAAACGGAAAAUCAUUCGGCGAAGGUGUUAGGGUCAUACCAAUUAUUCACCUGCCAAAUCAAAGAAAGCAACAGUGAUGCAAACCGAUUAGAUUUGCACGAAUCAGCAGUCGUAUUCGGGUUUCAAGGAAAUGCCAUUUCUUUAUUCAUUUGCGGCGCGACGCGCCGCAUCUAUCCGCCACGUUAAUAUUCAAAAGUUGUCUCCUCGAACUUCACUCUCCACCAUCCGCCAAAAGGCUUUCUUACACCUAGAUACAUUGAGUAGUAAAUUAACUAACAUUG